AUGAGUAUCAAGUUAAAUUCAGGACAUGAAAUGCCAAUUGUUGGCUUUGGAUGUUGGAAAGUCACCAAUGAGACUGCAGCUGACCAAAUCUACAACGCAAUCAAAGUAGGUUACAGAUUAUUUGAUGGUGCUCAGGAUUACGGUAAUGAAAAAGAAGUUGGUCAAGGAAUUAAUCGAGCAAUUGAUGAAGGACUUGUGUCUCGUGAUGAAUUGUUUGUUGUUUCUAAAUUAUGGAAUAAUUAUCAUGACCCUAAAAACGUUGAAGCUGCAUUGAACAAGACUUUAUCAGAUUUGAAUUUAGAAUAUCUUGACCUAUUCUUGAUUCAUUUCCCAAUUGCAUUUAAAUUUGUCCCUAUUGAAGAGAAGUAUCCUCCUGGGUUUUACUGUGGUGAUGGUGAUAAAUUCCAUUAUGAAAAUGUUCCAUUAUUAGAUACUUGGAAAGCAUUGGAGGCUUUAGUUCAAAAGGGUAAGAUUAGAUCAAUUGGUAUCUCAAACUUCAACGGUGGAUUGAUCUAUGAUUUAUUACGUGGUGCCAAGAUUCCACCAGCAGUAUUACAAAUUGAGCAUCAUCCUUAUUUACAACAACCUAGAUUAAUCGAAUACGUUCAAUCGCAAAACAUUGCCAUUACUGGGUAUUCUUCAUUUGGUCCUCAAUCAUUUUUGGAAUUACAAAGUAAAAAGGCCUUGGAUACACCAACUUUAUUUGAUCAUCAAACUAUCAAAUCUAUUGCUUCAAAGCAUAAGAAAUCACUGGCUCAAGUGUUGUUGAGGUGGGCUACUCAAAGAGGUAUCGCUGUUAUCCCCAAAUCAAACAAUCCUGAUCGUUUGGCUCAGAAUUUGAAUGUCAAUGAUUUCGAUUUGAGUAAAGAGGAUUUAGAAGAGAUCAGUAAGUUAGAUAAAGGCUUAAGAUUUAAUGAUCCUUGGGAUUGGGAUCAUAUUCCAAUUUUUAUUUAA
Molecule: messenger RNA, 954 nt
Organism: Lodderomyces orthopsilosis Co 90-125
Lineage: Eukaryota; Fungi; Ascomycota; Pichiomycetes; Serinales; Debaryomycetaceae
Gene: GRE3
Product: trifunctional aldehyde reductase/xylose reductase/glucose 1-dehydrogenase (NADP(+))
Exons: 1
Coding region: 1-954 (317 amino acids)
Cellular component (GO): cytosol
Molecular function (GO): D-xylose reductase (NADPH) activity
Source: RefSeq, a predicted model, not a curated record